Lithohypha guttulata is the source of this 1860-nucleotide messenger RNA. RefSeq lists its product as uncharacterized. The transcript has a single exon. The coding region runs from base 1 to 1860 and encodes 619 amino acids. The record is from RefSeq and is a predicted model, not a curated record. Lineage: Eukaryota; Fungi; Ascomycota; Eurotiomycetes; Chaetothyriales; Trichomeriaceae.
AUGGCAGCCUAUGGAUUUGCUGCAGAGGACCGUGAUCCGGGUCGGACCUAUACUCCAACUCACAGCUCUGAUGAGGACUUACCACAGCUUUCCAGCCUGUCAUUGAGUGAGAGGAGAUACCGACUUUUUACCCUACGCAAAGAUGGACGAAGCUGGAUCCAGCACAGCUCUUCAGAAUCACGUCUGUCGGAGAGUGAAAUUAAGAAGCGAGCCAGUCGCUCUAGCAAAGCUUCACACAGUGUUGCAGCCCAGCUACAAAAGAUGAGUCCUCCCAGAAGAAACGCUGUGGAGGGUCUUGUCGAGCGCGUCAACCGGAGAGAUGUCAACGGAGAUGUGUGGGAUCUUUAUGCAAUCCAUAAUGACCAGCCAGAAGUGACUAAAAAAACAGGUGAAGUGCUUUCCUUCUCUAUCGUCUUGAACAAAGUCAACCCCACUCGCCAACGUACAAAUUCCAUGUCACAAGAACGGAGACGCUCUGCGUACAUAUCGCCCACUCAAGAGUAUGCUAUGCCCACUCGUCGUGGAUCAAAGUCUUAUUACACCUCCCAUACAAACCCAAUACAUGAUAGCAAUGCGGCGAGACAGAGCCAGAGCUUUAGAACCAGCCAAACUAUCCUUGAAAAUGACCCUUUCGGUAAUGCUACCCUAUUCUCGAAAGAUGGAAAGCCAGUUGUCACUCCAGGAACUGCUGCAUAUCCCAAUGCUGGUCUUCCACCUCAUAUUCCUCUGGACGAGCCAAUUGGUGCUCCUGUUCGCGACGAAACGGAGAAGAAGGACGGCAAACCCAAGAAAACAAAGGGUAACAAGGAUGACGAUGUCAUUGACCUUGACGCCUUGCUUGGUGGCAGUUUCAAUGAUGAUGUGCUCGGAGGUCACUCACAUGACAAGCAUCACAAGGGCCAUGAGCACCAAGACGAUGACGAUUUCGACUUUGAUAGCCCAAUCGAGAUUGUAGGGGAGAACCACGGCCGAGGCCGCAAGCAGAAUGAGAAGGGAUGGGGAUCUAAGACACCUAAGCAGGGCCUGUCUCGCUCCAGGUCGCGGCCAAAAUUCAAACAGCAACGCUUCUCGAGCAGUAUGCCGAGAGAUGGUGAGUACAAAAGGUCGAGGCCAGAAGUCCUCACACCAGCGGGUCGAAGAAAGCAACCACAAUAUUAUGGCUCGCACGGCUCAGCCACAACAGCGUCUAUUCACUCUGAUCAGUCUGUCCUUGAAGCAGAAUAUGAAGAGUAUAGCAGCUCGAACUCAAGCCAUGAAUACGAGCAAGACGAUUACCAUGACUCGUAUACUCCAGCACCCAGCAGUCGCUAUGCUCGAGCUACCAAUUACCAUCGACGUGGUCCGCCAUCUCCUCAACAACAGCGCUACGAGAUGCCUGGAGACUAUGUACCAGCUACACGGCAUCCACGACAAGAGCGCCUGGUAUCAGAGGGUGCCGUUGCACGAUAUGGAUACAGUUAUAGCCCACAUCCAACCCAACGACCACCGUUGAUCACACAGCAUUCCGCGCCACGUUUUACUCCUUCACCUGUAUCAGCGCAUCCUCAUUCCGCGUACCCACAUUUACAAACGCCAGCCUACACUUAUGACACAGCCUUGACACCUUACCCAUCAGAUCUUCGUCGUCGUGAUUCAAUUCAAACACAUCAUGCAGAAAUGUAUAUGGAUCAGGAGAGGGACAAGCACAGGAGAGAGAUCGAGCUAUUACAGCGCGAACGGGACAUAGCAAUACGAGAGGCAGAGAUGCACCAAGAAGUCGCACGAAGAGCAAGCGUCAGUACACGACCUGGUGGUGGAGGUUCAAAGUAUGUACACGAGCCAAGAUUGAGCAGGCGAUACACGGAGCAGUAUCAUGGUUGA